GUGCGCGGCACAUGUGGAAGGGGAUAAACACGAGAAUGUGUGUUUUACGGUAGGCUAAUUAUUUUUAUCAUUUAGCUAUGAAGUAGGUCUUUUCAGCGUUAUUUGAAUGAUCAGUGAACGAUAGAUUAUCAGUGUUUUUUAUUGGAAUGAUUCGAGUUGGCAUGCAUACACGCCAGUAGAUCGUUUUUUUUCAUUCGUAGGUACCUACUUGACGCGACUUGGAAGUUGACUUGAGGCAAGGCCGUAGACUUGAAGCUAUAUACCUGAUUAGAAUAUGCCGAAAUCACGGAGAGAUCGGACAGUUGCCCUGACUAAAACCACAAGUCGCAAGGGUUCAGACACCAAAGCAAAGCUAAUAGAUGAUGUACGACAGUGUGCGGACGACUAUGCCCGCCUCUUUGUCUUCUCUGUGCAGAACAUGCGCAAUGAACGGUGGAAGGAGCUGCGUGCUGAAUGGAAACACAGCAGGUUCUUCUUUGGAAAGAACAAGGUGAUGGCACAUGCUUUGGGAAAGACUGAGGACACUGAGCACAGAAAGAAUUUGCACAAGAUCUCGGAGCUGCUGGUUGGUCAGUGUGGGCUGCUCUUCACCAACAAGGAGAAGGAGGAGGUGUACGAGUGGUUCGGCGAGUUCAGCUGUCCAGAGUACGCCCGCUCCGGCAACGUGGCUACUGAGACGGUGGAGCUGGCCGAGGGGCCGCUCGCGCAGUUCCCCCACAGCCUGGAGCCGCAUCUGCGGCAGCUCGGGCUGCCCACCACGCUCAAAAGAGGCGUGGUUUCCCUAGUAAAAGACCACGUGGUGUGCAGAAAAGGAGACACGCUGAAGCCAGAACAGUGCAGAAUACUGAAGCUGCUGGGCCAGCAGCAGGCCGAGUUCCGCGUCACCCUGCACGCCGUCUGGACCAGCGGCGGACAGCUGGAGGUGCUCACGCACCAGGCCGCCUCGGACGCCGCCUCCGCCUCAGACGAGGAGAUCUCCGACCUGGAGCCGGACGCCGAGUGAGGCGCCGCGCGGGACUCAGCCGGUCGGCUGACCGCUGAGGCUGAGGAUGAGGCAGGAGAGGAUCAGACGUCACACUUGGAUCUGCGGGCGGGCCGGGCUGACCAACAGACCAUCUACAUGCAACUGUGCCGGUGUCUUGUUCAUGGCUCAUGAUGAUGAAUAGUUGUUGAAUAAACGAUGACACAGAAA
Amphibalanus amphitrite is the source of this 1192-nucleotide messenger RNA. Its product is annotated as mRNA turnover protein 4 homolog. Lineage: Eukaryota; Metazoa; Arthropoda; Thecostraca; Balanomorpha; Balanidae. Gene Ontology annotation, molecular function: RNA binding. The transcript is spliced from 6 exons. Gene Ontology annotation, biological process: ribosomal large subunit biogenesis; nuclear-transcribed mRNA catabolic process; rRNA processing. Gene Ontology annotation, cellular component: nucleolus; preribosome, large subunit precursor. Bases 275 to 1003 code for a protein of 242 amino acids. The record is from RefSeq and is a predicted model, not a curated record.